Megalopta genalis is the source of this 1182-nucleotide messenger RNA. Lineage: Eukaryota; Metazoa; Arthropoda; Insecta; Hymenoptera; Halictidae. The record is from RefSeq and is a predicted model, not a curated record.
AUGCAGUUGCUUAUUGUUGGUCCAGCUUGGUAUCUUUCAGCGCAUUAUACGCGGUACAGGUAUCAAUACCUUCCUAAAAAUUUUAAGUCCGAUCGGAGUACUAAGAAUUGCAAAGGAAUCAUUGGAAUUAAUGGUUUCAGAUACAAGCUUCGCCAGAAUACCCACAAGAGUAACGAGGGCUUGCUCACAUCAAGGCCUGGACGUACAUUCCACAGAAAGGUCAACGAUACGACGUACCCGAAGAUCGAGUCCGUCGACGUCACCCGACUGACCACAUUCUUCGACGUAUUCAAUUCGACCGUCAGCAACGGUUUACUGAUCCAAAGCGACGAAGAGGCCAAAACAAACCUGAUCAAGAUCACGCAAACCCGUCUGAACCACGAAAGCUUCAAGUACACCAUCCAGGUUACUAGCAAGAAACCAACCAAGGCAGUCGUCAAAGUUUUCCUCGGACCGAAAACCGACGCGUACCACAAUCUCAUCAAGCUUCCACAAGAUUUCGAUUACUUCUAUGAAAUCGAUGACUGGCUAGUCUCUCUGCAAGAAGGAACCAACACCAUCGUGCGCAGCAGCAACGACAGCUUCUUCUACUACCCCGACUUCGAGCCAAGCGAGGUGUACUACGCCAGAGUACAGGAGGCCAUUCGCAGAGAUACUCCCUUAUACCUUGAGAAGAGAAUCGCUGGUUUCCCGCAAAGAUUGCUGUUGCCGAAGGGUGACGUUGCUGGAAAAUUGUACCAAUUGUUCGUGUACAUCAGCCCAGUCGAGGACGACGCCGAAGUCAACUACCAUUCCAGAGUGUUCGGUAACACCCUGUUCGACAAGAACUCGUUAGGUUUCCCUCUGGACAGGCUCGUCACCGAAUCGAAAUUCAGACAACAGAACUGGAUUCUGCAGGACGUGACCAUCUAUCACCAUCCCGAAACCAUCAACGAAGUCAAUCCUUACUGCACAACUACCCCUCACGUGUUCGGCACCACGAGAGUUGUUUGUUAAAUAUUUUAUAUGUUUCUAGGGGGGUCUUCUUAGUUCGACUAUUUACGAUGCAAUUAUUUCCUUAUAUUCUACGAGAGUUGAACGAUACUUUUAAAUAUUAUUAGAAUAAACGACGUAAAUUUACACGAUCUGGAGUUCAACAGCUUCAUUUUCUUGUUAAUAAAACAAAAUUUUGAUUGACAAGUA